AUGGUCAAAAUCGCAAUUGCAGGCGGUGCUGGAAACGUAGGGCAAGAGUGCAUCGAUGCUCUCCUCGCCACGAAGAAGCACGAGAUUGUGAUUUUCACACGCAAGGACGUCCUCGCCGAGACUACCGACUCGCCCGUCAAACUAGUGAAAGCCAACUACGAAGACGUGGUAGAACUGACUAGUCAUCUACAAGGCGUAGACGUAGUACUAUCUUUCAUUGCGCCACUGGACCUGCAACAAGGGGUUACCUUCCAGAAGAAUCUCAUCGAUGCCUCAAUCAGGGCUGGUGUAAAGCGUUUCGUACCCAGCGAAUGGGUCUCAUCCACCUUAGAGCACACGCCGUGGUAUUCGUUCAAAGACACGAUACGCGAAUACCUAGCCGAGAUCAACAAAGACAGAAAAGUCAUCGAGUACACUCUUUUCCAGCCUGGUCUCUUUUCCAACUACUUAACCGUUCCAUACAAGUCAGCCAAACAUCUCACGCCGCUCCGGAUGAUUUACGAUUUCGAGAAUCGUAGGGCCAUCAUGCGAGAAGGCGGGGAUGACGAUACCAUCGUCUUGACUACGGUACAAGAUCUCGCCGGCGUUGUCACGCGGGCAAUCGAUUACGAGGGCGAAUGGCCGGUCGUGGGCGGCAUUCGAGGCUCGCGCAUCUCCAUCAAGGAGCUCAUUGCUCUUGGCGAAGAAAUAAGAGGUCAGUCCUUCGCCUUCUUCCAGCUCAGAUGA
Messenger RNA from Alternaria triticimaculans, 726 nucleotides. RefSeq lists its product as uncharacterized. The transcript has 4 exons. The record is from RefSeq and is a predicted model, not a curated record. Lineage: Eukaryota; Fungi; Ascomycota; Dothideomycetes; Pleosporales; Pleosporaceae. The coding region runs from base 1 to 726 and encodes 241 amino acids.